Messenger RNA from Magallana angulata, 4051 nucleotides. Its product is annotated as medium-chain acyl-CoA ligase ACSF2, mitochondrial-like. Gene Ontology annotation, biological process: fatty acid metabolic process. The coding region runs from base 99 to 1919 and encodes 606 amino acids. Gene Ontology annotation, molecular function: medium-chain fatty acid-CoA ligase activity. The transcript has 15 exons. The record is from RefSeq and is a predicted model, not a curated record. NCBI's taxonomy places the organism in Eukaryota, Metazoa, Mollusca, Bivalvia, Ostreida, Ostreidae.
AGCUAACAAAGGGAGAGUACUCUAGGUCUACCCUGACAGAAAAAAUAGAGUCCAUACUCCAUAGUCCUUAUCUGUUUGCUGAUUGACAAGUUUGAAUCAUGAAAAGCUUUCGUUUACUUCGUAAGUGCAAAUCUAUAACCAGCUGUAAACCACAUAAGAGCGCUAUAGGAGAUGACAGAGCCAUUGUCAAUGGAUUUAGAAGAUACAGCAGUGCCUCCCUUUCCGGUAAGCUACAAUGGAGCUAUGCACAGGGUCCCGGGGAAACCCCCCUCCUGGGGACCACCAUCGGUCAUCUUCUACAGCAACAAGCAGAAACUCAACCGGACAAAACUGCAGUAGUGUUCACAGCCUCAGGGGACCGCCUGUCCUUCUCAGAACUCCUGGAUAAGGCUGAUCAGUUGGCUGCCGGAUUAUUAUCACUGGGAGUAAAAAAAGGAGACAGAGUGGGAGUUUGGGGACCCAACACUAUAGAAUGGGUCAUCGCACAGUAUGCUACAGCCAGAGCUGGGAUCAUUCAGGUUAACAUUAAUCCACAGUACAGACCAGAAGAAGUGGAGUUCACACUGAAUAAAGUAGGCUGUAAGGUCUUAAUAGCAGCUGAAGAGUUCAAAGGUCAAAACUACUAUGAAAUGCUGUUCCACUUAGUGCCAGAAUUAGCUAACACCAAAUCAGCACACAUCCAAAGUCACCUCCUUCCUGAACUGAAACACAUAAUCAUGAUGGGAAAUAAAUCACAUAUGGGAACAAUAAAUUUUAAUGACAUCAUGAAGGCAGGAACUACAAAAGAUCGAACAGAAAUUCAAAAUCUUCAGAAUAGGCUUCAGUUUGAUGAACCAAUUAACAUCCAGUUCACAUCAGGAACAACAGGAAACCCUAAAGGAGUCACUCUCUCUCAUCACAACAUUGUCAACAACAGUUAUUUUGUAGCACAGCGUCUGAAUUACCAUACCAACGAGACCACUAUCUGUAUCCCUGUUCCCCUGUACCACUGUUUUGGGAUGGUAUUAGGCAGUCUUUGUACUGUGACAGCUGGCGCAACCUGUGUGUAUCCAUCUUCUACCUUUGAUGCCGGAAAAACCCUAAAAGCUGCAGCACAAGAAAGAUGUACCUCAAUGUAUGGAGUUCCCACGAUGUUUAUUGACAUGCUCAAUCACCAUGAUUUUGACUCCUUUGACCUUUCCUCUCUGUACACUGGGGUCAUGGCCGGGUCACCUUGUCCCAUCGAAACACUGAAGCAGGUCAUCAGUCGGAUGAACAUGGACCAAGUCACGGUAUGUUAUGGGUUGACAGAGACAAGUCCAGUUACACAUCAGAGCUUCCCAACAGAUCCUGCAGAAAAACGGGUUGCCACUGUUGGUAAACCUCACAGUCAUGUUGAGUGUAAAGUGAUAGCAGAGAAUGGGGAGAUCUGCCCUAUAGGUACUCCUGGUGAGCUGUGUACUCGGGGAUACAACACAAUGCUUUAUUACUGGGAUGAACCAACCAAAACAAAAGAAGCAAUCAGCUUAGAUAGAUGGUACCAUACAGGAGAUAUUGCACAGAUGGAUGAAGAUGGUUUCUGUAAAAUUGUUGGUAGGAUUAAAGAUAUGAUCAUCAGAGGUGGGGAAAAUGUUUAUCCAACUGAAAUAGAACAGCUGAUUUACAAGCAUCCAAAGGUCAAAGAUGUACAGGUGGUUGGGGUACCAGAUGAAAGACUCGGGGAAGAGAUAUGUGCCUGGAUACAAGUUAAGGAGAACCAGUCAAUUUCUGAAGAUGAAAUCAAGUCCUACUGUAAAGAAAAGCUAGCCAGAUAUAAGGUUCCCAAAUAUAUAUCUAUUGUGACAGAAUUUCCACUGACUGUGACAGGCAAGGUUCAGAAAUAUAAAAUCCAGGAGAUUGCUACAGAGGCUUUAGGACUUAAACAUGUCACUCCAAAGUAGACCAACAGAUAGCUAAUACACCCGACAAUCAGUGUUAACGGACGAUGUGAAGGAAUGCAUGGUUCAUUGUACUGAAUCUUUCCUAAUUCAGCUCACAACAAUCAUAUUAUCAGUCUUAUUUCUAUUGAAAACUAAAUAUUGAAAUAUUAUGACAAAAAAAUCUAGUGAUAUAUUGUAACAAUAUGUAUGAUUUUUAUGUCUUGUAUGCAAGUUGUUGUACAGUAAUCGUUAUAGUUAUAUUCAUUUUAAUUUUCUAUUUAUUGAUGAUUAAUUUUAUGUAUCUAUAAACGUCAUUUAAUUUCAUGUAUCUAUAAACGUCAUGAUUUUAUUAGUUGCAAUUUAUCGAGGAAGAAACAUGCGUCUUAGUGUUUUAAAUAUUAAUAUUCAUAUUAUGUAAUACACUGUAUAUAUUUCAAAAUACCAGUGUUUUAGGUGGUAUGAGACACCCUUGAAAUUGAUUUUAUGAAAUAUUUUCUCAAAUUCUCAAAAUAAUGGCUUAAUAUAAUGUAAAAGUAAAUUUCAAUCAAUUAUCUAUAUUAUCUUCAGAAAAAAAUUUAAAUCAUACCACUACCUAUCAAUUAAUUUGUCGUGGCAGAAAAACAUAGCUACGACAUAUUUUGAUGAUUUUAAAACCUACAUUUAAAUGGUGCUAUUUUACAUUUUGUGCAAUUUAGCCUUCUAACAUUUAAAACUUGUGCUCCUUGCAUAAUGGUGUAUUCUUCAUAUUUUGAUGAUUUUAAAACCUACAUUUAAAUGGUGCUAUUUUACAUUUUGUGCAAUUUAGCCUUCUAACAUUUAAAACUUGUGCUCCUUGCAUAAUGGUGUAUUCUUACUCAAAAUUAAUUAAAGCUGUAUAACAAAAUAUUAUAUUAUCACAUCCACUCAUUCAGUGCACGAGUGAACCACAGGCACCUGAUGUUGUUAGCUCACCUAAGCUGAAGGUUGAAGUGAGCUUUUCUAAUCAAACUGUUUUGAUUGUCUGUUGUCGUAAACUUUUCACAUUUUCAUCAUCUUCUCCAGAACUACAGGAGAUUAAAACCAAAUUGGCACUUGGUACCAAGGCAUCACACAUUGAAAAAAUUAUGCACUUUGAAUUUGGGACCAAUCAACCCACUUUGACAUUUUUUUCGAAGUAGGUAAAAUUUUGGGCCAAGUUAUUGCUCUUUGAAAUUAUUUUCAAAGUAUGUUAUGAGGGUACAUCAAGUACUCUUGUAAAAUAAAUCUUCAAGUCGACAAACAUUCUUUUAAGUCAUUGGUUUGUGAUUUAGCAAAAAAUCAAAGGCAAAAUAUCAAGUCUAUAUUGUUCCAAACAAAAAGUUUUCCUAAGAAAUCAUAUCAAAAUCACUUAAAAAAUCAUAUCAAACUCACAAAUUUAUGGUUUUGCUGUAUGAUUUAGACAUGAUCCAUUUAAUGAAUCAUACCCAAAUCAUAGGUGACAAAAUAAGGAAGUAUGAUCCUAUUGUGGUUUGUUUCUUGGUUUUGAAUCUGUUAUGAUUUUCUUGUGAUUCUGGUAUGUGCUAUUAUCUUAGAAGGCAACAGAGGAUGCGUUUGAAAUGAUUUGUUAACUGCCAGAUAAAAUGACCACUAAGAAUUAAGAUUUCUGCAUAACAGGAAGUUGAGUUGCAAAUUUUGAAUGUUCCAUCUUGGAGCCUAAUUGUGAUGUACUUGUCAGGAAAAUUUGUUAUUGUUGGGCAUCUAGCUCUAUCUUGGCAUAUUUAUAAAGGGAAUUUAUGGAAGUAUUUUGGGGGGAAUAUAUUCUUAUUCACUUGAGGUAAAUUAUAUUUUAUAAGGACUAAUUUACAAUACACUAUCAAGUGAUUUAUUAAUUGAAGCAAACAACUAAUGCAUGGAUGUAAAUGUAUCAUUAGUUCAGACCGGGAGCUACAGAUCUGCAGUUAGGUUUUGAAAUGCAUAUGUAAUAUUUUAAUUUGAACAAUUCAUGUAAUAAUUGCUAGAGGAGUUUGAAAUAACAGUAUAAUUAUCAUCUAAAUUAUGGAGGGCUUAGAUCCUGUGUUCCAAUUCAGAUUAUAUUGGUUUAACGAUACAGUUCAUGUGACUUGUAUGUAUACUAUUUUUCAUAUUUGGUAAUUGACAAUAUUAAAAGAAUAUAAUAAUCUGUUACAAAUUAUAAA